Molecule: messenger RNA, 1485 nt
Organism: Dracunculus medinensis (Guinea worm)
Lineage: Eukaryota; Metazoa; Nematoda; Chromadorea; Rhabditida; Dracunculidae
Source: the annotation of a GenBank genome assembly
AUGGUUGUAUUGUUGGGGUUUAUGGGAUUUGGAAUUAUGAUGGUUGAGCAUAUGGAAAUUGUCAGAAAGUGGGAUGAUGCGAUAUCUCGAGAGACAUUCGAUGUUCGUAAUCCAUAUUCGAAUGAAAUUCUGUAUGGCUGUGCUAAUUGUGAUGUCCAAGAUGCAAAAAAAAACGCUAUUAAGGCGAUAAAAGUGGCAAAAGAAGCUCUGAAAUCUUGGUCUUUACAAACGACGGCAAAAGCACGCGGUCAGAUACUUCACCAAUGGUAUAAAAUUUGUACUGAAAAAGAAAUGGAUUUAGCGAAAUUGUUAACAUUAGAACAGGGUAAGCCACUUGUCGAAGCUGUUGGAGAAAUUAGAUAUUCGGCUUCAUUUAUGGAGUGGUUUGCCGGUGAAGCUCGCAGAACAUAUGGGCAAAUUGUUCCACCACCAACAUUAAAUCGUGUUCAUCUUCAUACAAGGGAACCUAUUGGCGUUGUUGUUUUAAUUACACCUUGGAACUUUCCUGCUGCGAUGAUUGCAAGAAAAGCAGCUGCUGCACUUGCAGUUGGAUGUACAGUGGUCGUGAAACCUGCAGAAGAUACUCCUCUUUCGGCGCUUGCUCUUGCACAGGUUGCAAAAGACGCUGGUAUACCAAAUGGUGUUUUUAAUGUUCUUCCAGCUGAUCGUCAGAAAACAGAACAAAUCUCUAAAUUUGUGUGCUCUUCUGUGGAUGUCGAUGCCAUUUCUUUUACAGGUAGUAUCGAAGUGGGAAAGCUUCUUCUAUCUCAGUCUGCUAGUACUGUGAAAAGAGUAUGUUUAGAACUUGGUGGAAAUGCUCCGCUUAUUGUGUUCGAUUCAGCAGAUCUAGCGAAAGCUAUUGAGGGAACGAUGGCAGCGAAAUUCCGUGGUACAGGCCAAGUCUGUGUUGCAGCGAACCGAAUAUUUGUGCAUUCCUCAGUUCAUGAUGCUUAUGUUGAGGGUUUGAAAAAGAAAAUAGAUAAGCUUGUGAUUGGUGAUGGAAUGAAGGAUGGCACCAAUCAAGGACCACUUAUUAAUGAGCGUGCUGUAAGUAAGGUAUUAUCGUUGAUAGAAGAUGCUGUUUCAAAAGGUGCGAAGAUAGUAUGUGGCGGUAAACGCGGUGAGAAAUCAACUCUUUUUCAACCUACACUCAUUACCAAUGUAAAAAGUAAUAUGGAAAUCGCGCAUACUGAAAUUUUCGGGCCUGUUGCUGCAAUUAGGAGAUUCGAUGGUGAGGAAGAGGUUCUCAAAAUUGCUAAUGAUAGCCGUAGUGGACUUGCCGGCUAUUUUUUUUCAACCGAUUAUUCUCAGAUUAUGCGUGUUGCUCGGCAAUUGCAAUUGGGCAUGGUAGGAGUGAAUGAAGGAAUGAUAUCUUGUGCUGAAGCUGCGUUUGGUGGUGUGAAAGAAAGCGGACUCGGCCGAGAAGGUGCCAGUCAAGGUAUUGAUGAAUUUUCGCAAUGGAAAUAUACAUGUAUUGCAUAUUGA